Molecule: messenger RNA, 1879 nt
Organism: Cricetulus griseus (Chinese hamster)
Lineage: Eukaryota; Metazoa; Chordata; Mammalia; Rodentia; Cricetidae
Source: RefSeq, a predicted model, not a curated record
AAGGAGACCGAGGCUGAGGUCGCGUCGGGAAUCGGAGGUUUCCAGUCGCCAGGCUGAGGACUGCAAAUGCAGUUUGCUCGCCCCGCCGAAGGGUCUCUGCUUGUGCGUUUUUUUCUUUAAAGGGAAGGAGAGUGGAAGGAAGGAAGGGCAUACACAGAACACUGACUGGACGUGAAUUGGAGCAUUUCUGAUGUGAGGGGCGUAGCGAUUCUAGUUUCUUUCGGUUGCUUCGUUAGGUCAAGUUCGUUUCCGGAAGCUCCUCCCGCUUUGAUUGACUAGGGGGUUUGGCACAACUUGGCUGAAUUGAAGUGGGCUAGUUUGACCCGCUCCUGGUGGUUUCUUUCCUUUUCUUUUCUUUUGUAUUUGGAGGACGCUGCUUCAUCCCUGUCCAGGAUGGAAGUUUUGAAGUCUUGUGUACUUACAAGAAGUGUGUGUGCUGCCGCCGCCUGCUUCUGGAGAAGCAAAGCUAUCCCAAAGCGGCCAAUUAGAGAGAUUAGCACUACGCCUGCAAGGAGCACUGUCAUGCCCGCUUGGGUGAUAGAUAAAUAUGGAAAGAAUGAAGUUCUUCGAUUCAAUCAGAACAUGAUGUUACCGAUCAUACACUAUCCAAACGAAGUCAUUAUAAAAGUCCAUGCUGCCAGUGUAAAUCCUAUAGAUGUUAAUAUGAGAAGUGGUUAUGGAGCAACAGCUUUAAAUAUGAAGCGUGACCCUUUGCAUAUGAGAACCAAAGGAGAAGAGUUUCCGCUGACUCUGGGUCGGGAUGUGUCUGGUGUGGUGAUGGAGUGUGGGCUGGAUGUAAAGUAUUUCCAGCCUGGAGAUGAGGUUUGGGCUGCAGUUCCUCCUUGGAAACAAGGCACUCUCUCAGAAUUCGUUGUGGUCAGUGGGAAUGAGGUCUCGUAUAAGCCCAAAUCACUCACUCAUACUCAAGCUGCCUCUUUGCCGUAUGUGGCUCUCACAGCCUGGUCUGCCAUUAACAAGGUUGGUGGCCUGAAUGCCAAGAAUUGCAUGGGAAAACGUGCUUUAAUCUUGGGUGCCUCAGGUGGAGUUGGUACUUUUGCGAUACAGAUAAUGAAAGCAUGGGGUGCUCAUGUGACAGCAGUUUGCUCUCAGGAUGCCAGUAAACUUGUAAGGAAGCUUGGAGCAGAUGAAGUCGUUGAUUACACGUCAGGAAGUGUGGAAGAGCAAUUGAAAUCCUUAAAACUGUUUGACUUUAUCCUUGAUAAUGUUGGUGGAUCUACUGAAACAUGGGCUCUAAAUUUUCUCAAGAAAUGGUCAGGAGCCACCUAUGUGACUCUGGUGACUCCUUUCCUCCUGAACAUGGACCAACUGGGCAUUGCUGAUGGCAUGUUGCAGACAGGAGUCACCAUGGGAACCAAAACAUUGAAGCAUUUCUGGCAAGGAGUCCAUUACCGCUGGGCUUUCUUCAUGGCCAGUGGUCCAUAUCUAGAUGAAAUUUGCGAACUGGUGGAUGAAGGAAAGAUUCGGCCAGUUAUUGAACAAACCUUUCCCUUUUCUGAAGUCCCAGAAGCCUUCCUGAAGGUGGAAAGAGGCCACGCCCGAGGGAAGACUGUGGUUAAAGUCAUUUAAAUGAAUAUGUGCGUGCCAGCUGCUUUCCUCUUGCUGAGUGCCUGUGAUCCAGACAUCUAGCCCUCUAGAUAUUUUUCCAAGUUAGAUUCAAAAUUUCAUGAUGUGUUUAUAAACCUAGAUGUGGACUGGUGAGACGGCUCAGCAGAUAAAGAUGCUGGAAGUGCAAGCAUGGCUACCUGAGUUCCAUCCCUGGAACCCACAUAAAGAGGUGGGCGGGGGAGAGCUGACUGCACAGAACAUACCUCCACAAUGAUACAGAAAAUAAAUAAUUUUUUAAUGUUGUGUAUGUGUA